Messenger RNA from Rattus norvegicus (Norway rat), 5577 nucleotides. It is a transcript of the gene Slc39a10, whose product is annotated as solute carrier family 39 member 10. The transcript is spliced from 10 exons. Lineage: Eukaryota; Metazoa; Chordata; Mammalia; Rodentia; Muridae. Gene Ontology annotation, cellular component: membrane; plasma membrane. The record is from RefSeq and is marked validated. The coding region runs from base 600 to 3104 and encodes 834 amino acids. Gene Ontology annotation, biological process: bicarbonate transport; metal ion transport; transmembrane transport. Gene Ontology annotation, molecular function: metal ion transmembrane transporter activity.
CUAAUUGAUCUCUCCGAAACUCUGGCCUAGGACGCUCGCUUUCCGGGCUUCUAUGUCUCAUCCGCUAGCCCAAGGCCUCAGCAACCUACGUGCGAGGCCAGGAGAGGCGACCAAGGCCGCUCCACGCAUGCGUUAGAAGCCGCCCCAACUGCCCCCAAGGAGUCCUUUCUCCGAACAAAACUAGCGCGGAGCUACAGGGCUCCGCAACUUGCGUAGAUAUAAUUUCUUCCAGUUCCGCCUGCCGGUGUAGCUCCCCCGGUGCCGCGGCUCUCCUACGCCAGGCGCGUCCGCGAAGUGGAUGGCUGGACGCUGCGAGUGCGCCGCCGGCGUAGCGCUGAUCAGGCCGAGGUGCGACUGCGCAGGGCACCCGAGAGGGCUGGGUGCGCCGCUGGCGUAGAGCUGAGGCAGCCAGGGUGCGGCUGCGCAGGGCGCCAGAACAGACUGAGUGCGCCGCCGGCGUAGAGCGCCGGCUCGCGCACUAGGCUCCGCGACGCAGAUAGCGCAGGCGGCUUUGGAGAAUACACGACUGGGUGCAGCCGGGGUUUGGUACCGAGCGGAGAGGAGAUGCACACGGCACUCGAGUGUGAGGAAAAGUAGAGAUGAAGGUGCAUAUACACACAAAAUUCUGUCUCAUCUGUUUGCUGACGUUUAUUUUCCAUCAUUGCAACCACUGCCAUGAAGACCAUGACCAUGGCCCCGAGGAGCUUCACAGGCACCACCGUGGAAUGACAGAGUCAGAGUCAAGCACAUUUUCAGUGCAGGAUGCUGAAAAUGAAAAAAAGUACUAUAUUGAAAAACUGUUUGACCGUUACGGUGAAAAUGGAAGAUUAUCCUUUUUCGGUCUGGAGAAACUUUUAACAAACUUGGGCCUUGGAGAGAUCAAAGUCGUUGAGAUUAAUCAUGAGGACCUUGGCCAUGAUCAUGUUUCUCACUUAGACAUUCUGGCCGUUCAAGAGGGAAAGCAUUUCCACUCCCAUAACCACCAGCAUUUUCACAAUCAUUUAAAUGCAGAAAACCACACUGCGACCAGUAUAACAUCAAAAAGAAACCACAAGUGUGAUCCAGAGAGAGAGGCAGCUGAAGUGCCCAUCAAACCCGAGGAUAAACACCCGCACGACCGCAAUCACCGCUUCCAUCAUCGCCAUCGUUUGCAUCAUCACCUGGACCAUAACACCACUCGGCGGGUUCACAAUGACUCCAUCGCUCACAGCGAGCAUGGGGAGCCGGGUCACGGCCCUUCAACAGAGACCAAUAAAACACAAGAACAAUCUGAAGUGAAGUCAGGGAAGGUCAGGAGGAAGGAAAAAGGGAAGAGGAAAAAGGAAAACUCUGAGGUUAACACACCAGGUUUCCUCCCCACCCAUGGUCACGGUGAACAAUAUGAGCAUAAUCGGGUUCACAAACUUGACCGUGUACAUAGCCCGGGCCAUCCUCAUGCACAUCUUCCCGAGCACAGUGGCCAUGAGCUUGGCCAUGGACACCAAGAAUUUGAUCCUGAUAAUGAAGGUGAACUUCGACAUACUCGAAAGCGAGAAGCACCACAUGUUAAAAAAAGUGCAAUUUAUUCCACUCCUAGCCACAAAGACCACAAUGAAGAUGACCGCCAACAUGAAUGUUUGAACGUCACUCAGUUGUUAAAGCACUUUGGCCUGGGUCCCAGCUCCCCCAUCUCGCCUGAUCUAUUCACAUACCUUUGCCCGGCCUUGCUGUACCAGAUCGACAGCAGACUUUGUAUUGAACAUUUUGACAAACUUUUAGUUGAAGAUUUAAAUAAGGAUAAAGCUCUGGUUCCUGAAGAUAAGGCAAACAUAGGGGCAUCAGCGUGGAUCUGUGGCAUCAUCUCCAUCACCGUUAUUAGUCUGCUCUCCUUGCUGGGUGUGAUUUUGGUUCCCAUCAUCAACCAAGGAUGCUUCAAAUUCCUUCUCACGUUCCUCGUUGCGCUAGCUGUAGGAACAAUGAGUGGAGACGCCCUUCUGCAUCUACUGCCCCAUUCUCAGGGCGGACAUGACCACAGUCAUCAGCAUGCUCACGGGCAUGGUCAUUCACAUGGACAUGAAUCUAAGAAGUUUCUGGAAGAAUAUGAUGCUGUGUUGAAAGGACUUGUUGCACUAGGAGGCAUUUACUUACUGUUCAUCAUCGAGCACUGCAUCCGGAUGUUUAAGCACUACAAGCAGCAACGAGGAAAGCAGAAAUGGUUUAUGAAGCAGAGUACAGAAGAAUCAACUAUUGGAAGAAAGCUUUCAGAUCAUAAGUUAAACAGCACACCGGAUGCUGACUGGCUGCAACUCAAGCCCCUUGCUGGAACAGAUGACUCGGUGGUUUCUGAAGACCGACUUAAUGAGACCGAACUGACUGAUUUAGAAGCCCAACAAGAAUCCCCUCCUAAAAAUUACCUUGGUGUAGAGGAAGAGAAAAUCAUGGACCAUUCUCACAGUGAUGGAUUGCACACCAUUCAUGAGCACGAGGUCCAUGUAGUCUCUCAUAACCACCGCGAUGAGGAGGAUACAGCUGUGCUGAGGAAGCAUGGCCACCAGUGGCACCACCGACACGCCCACCAUUCCCACGGGCCCUGCCACUCUGGCUCAGACCUGAAGGAAACAGGAAUAGCCAACAUAGCCUGGAUGGUGAUCAUGGGGGACGGCAUCCACAACUUCAGUGAUGGCCUCGCCAUUGGGGCAGCUUUCAGUGCCGGGCUGACUGGAGGCAUCAGCACUUCCAUAGCCGUCUUCUGCCAUGAACUGCCACACGAGUUAGGUGAUUUUGCAGUUCUUCUGAAAGCAGGCAUGACCGUAAAGCAAGCCAUUGUGUACAACCUGCUGUCUGCCAUGAUGGCUUACAUAGGAAUGCUCAUAGGCACGGCUGUCGGUCAGUACGCCAACAACAUCACACUCUGGAUCUUCGCGAUCACGGCAGGCAUGUUCCUCUACGUGGCCUUGGUGGAUAUGCUUCCAGAGAUGCUGCAUGGAGAUGGCGACCACGAGGAGCACGGCUUCUGUCCAGUUGGGCAGUUCAUUCUUCAGAAUCUAGGACUGCUGUUUGGAUUCGCCCUCAUGCUGGUUAUCGCCCUCUACGAAGACAGAAUCGUGUUUGACAUCCAGUUCUGACCAUCCCGGUCUCUGCCGAUUCCGAGAAUGUCCGUGCAGCUUGCCUCUGCCCCUUGUACUGUAUGCACAUCGCUCAGAGAAUCCAGUGGCCUGCACUGUCCACAGGUUCUGUAGGUUUGAGCCUAACCACAAAAGACUGGUGCUCAGGACUGUUUUCUCUGCAUGGAUGGGUCUUUUAAAAGUUUGUGAUAAAGUCAGAACAUGGGACUCCAUGUACCAAUAUUGAUAGAAGUUUAAGACUUUAAAAAAAGAGAGAAUCAUAUAAAACACUAGUCUUUUUAUUAGUAGAAACUUCUGUGGCUAUGCAGAAAUAGAAAUUAAACCAAAAAAAAUCAUUUAAACUUUAAAAAUAUUUUAAAUGGACUUUGAGCAGACAUUUUUGUGUGCGUGCUAAGAAUGAAUUUUAGUGCCCUCUAAUUCAGCUACAUAUAUACAUGUGGGACUAAUAGGGAUCAACUUGACACAACUUGGAAACUGAAUAAAGUUGACUUUAGGAACUAGAGGGAAGCCCAGGCUGCACUAGAGUAUGGAUUUAGCAUUGGGGAAAGCCCUUAUUCUUGAAUCUAGAGUUACUAUUUUUGUAUAUAUUUGCAUAGUGUUCAAACUUGCGGCCUAAACUACUGAAAUUUGUGAUUGUAUGUGUGAACUUCAGUUUAAUCGAAGAGUCAUAAUGGUUCUUUGCAUACUAUAUUUGGUGUUGGGUUUUCUUUUUAACUUUGUUUUUAUGGGGGGUGUGAGUCAGAGCAUGGAGUCAGUACCUUUUUCUUAACAUUACUGCUCUCGGAAAUAUCAAAGAAGUGGCAUUCCAUUUCCCUAGGACUAACUAGGUUAAUUGGAAAUUUUUAAGUUCUGGGUGUUCAAGUUACUUUACCAGUUUGGCAUUGGAACUCAGAGCACAUGCUGUGGCUGGUAGUAAAAUCCAAGCUCGCCAUGCCUGUAGUCUGUAUAUAAAACGUCGGCUAAAUGGUAACUACACCGGUACCAUAGCUGCUUUGGUACCGAGUAUAUGACUAAGCCAAAAUCACUUUUAUCAUUUUGUGCCAAGAUACACUGUCGGUGCCUGAUCCGGAAUGGUCUGUGUUUGGGUGCCUGCUCUUACGCCACUGGUGCAGUGACGUGUAAGACGUCUAAGUCCUGUUCCGUAUGAAGCGUGACUCGGCGUGUAGACUAGUCAUGUGCAUAGCUCUGUUUACAUCCCGCACCACCCACUCUUCCCUCACGCAGGCAAACGUCGGAACCGUGUGCAGCUAGCUCUAUUUUAACUGCUUGGCAGCUGGGACACUCCUUGGGAAAAAUACAUAAGAGCCAAAACUUGUCCAUUCCAUUUUAAAUAUUUGUAUUCAGUCCCUUCUCCAGUUCUCUUCCUCUUACUCUGAUUUUUUUUUUCAGACAAAAACAAAAAAUUAAGAGUAGCGCAUGCAUGCAGGUGUUGGAGGCUAAUCUCCAGUUCUGUUGUGUUCUAAGCGAGGGCUGUUCGUUCUUACAGCAGUUGCCUCUUUCCUCUGUUGUGUUCUAAGCGAGGGCUGUUCGUUCUUACAGCAGUCGCCUCUCCCCAGCCCUCCUUGCACUAAGUACUUUGGUACGCAGGCUUUCAGCACUGGGCAAGCCUACAGCAGUCCUUACUUCCCCUCAUUGUUGGCCGUUUGAGCAGCCUCACUGAAAGGUGCUGGUGCACUCCGUGCUGUCGACUUCAAGUGACUUGGAAAUUUUGCUUUCAAAACCAAGAUACGCUUAUGCUUCACUUUUGAGUUUUAUUCCCAAGGAGGAUUGUACAUUCCAGCAUUAAAUCUGCUUCAUUUAAAAUAACAGCGGGAACAUACUCCCACUCUAAAAUGCCUCACUUAAAAAGCUGGUCGGUUAUGCUUACAGUAUACAAAGUUUUAUAUUCUCAGACGGUAUUAUCUUUACGUGCUAGAUUUUCUUAGUCGUUUCGGAGGGCUUUAACAGUGGCUGCUAAUAUUUUGAUAGUGUUCCACCAGUGUUUAGUUUUUACAUCAUUCUCGUGUAUAGUUUCAGGUCUCACUAGACAAUCCCAAUUCCACUACAUUUCUUUUUGGCUCCAACAUUCCACUUAGCUUGACUAGUCUAAUUUUAACAUAUGCCUGUUGGAGGUCACCAAUGUUACUUGUACAAUGCUGUCACCAUGUGACAUCCAUAUGGAUUUUGGUGUAUAUCACAUUGCAUUCAAUCAGCUGUGAUUAUGCUUAGAAAUACUAUAGUAACUAGAUGCAGUGUGAACCUUUUCCAUUAACAGUAAGUCAGUGGCUUAAAUGUGAUUAUGGUCCUGCAAGGUGAUACUUGCUAAAAUAUCUAGACAUUUUUUGUUGUUGUAACUGAAUCAUUUUUUUUUAAAUUUAUAAAGCUGGAAGUGAUCAAAUGCUGUUUUUUUUUCAUUGUCAACAGUGGUGUGUCAUUUUAUAUAUGUUCCUAAUGCUUACGGAACUCUCCCGAAAUAAAGUUAUUCAGAAAGAAA